AUGACAGCACAGCACGCUCUGAGCAGUGCGCUUCACCCACCGCGAUAUGUGCUUGCGUCCAUUCUUGCCGGCGUGGGCGGCUUUCUCUUCGGCCUCGAUACCGGAACCAUAGGCCCUGUGACAGCCAUGUCGCAGUUCUCAGAUACCUUUGGAGAACUGUCCGCCACCGUCCACGGCCUCAUCGUCUCCUCCAUCCUCAUCACCGGCGCUCUCUCGUCGUUCAUGGCCGGUCACCUCGCUGAUACCGUGGGACGACCCCUCGGCAUGGCCAUUGGCGCCGCUGUCUUUGGCGCAGGCGCAGCUAUCGAAGCAGGCUCCGUUCAUCUCGCCAUGCUCUUCAUCGGCCGCUUCAUCACCGGCGCGGGCGAGGGCCUUUUUCUGAGCACGACUGUGGUGUACAUCUGUGAGAUUGUACCUGCGAAGGGGCGUGGCGUGAUAGCCUCCGCGCCGCAGUUCUUCAUCACCUUCGCGCUGGUCGUGGGGUACUUCUUCUGCUACGGCACCGUCAACAUCGAGUCGUCGCUCGCAUGGCGGCUGCCGUUCGCAUUCCACGCGCUAUGUGCGUUUACGUGGGGAGCGCUAGUUGUUCUGUUUCUCCCGCACUCGCCGCGAUGGCUCAAGGCGAAGGGCAGGAUGGACGAGGUCGACGACGCGUGGGAGAAGCUGGGCAUUCGUCCUGGACAGGAUCUCGAGGAUGCAGAGGCGAGAGAGCUGGAGACGGAGGCCGGGCUGAACAUGGAGCCGCUUGCGCUGAGGCCGACGACUACGCGGCAGACGGUGAGAGAGGACGUGCACAUGCUGCUGAGGGUCUUCACGAAGGACGCGCGGAAACCGACUGCCCUCGGCGUCUUUAUGAUGAGCAUGAUGCAGCUGUCUGGCAUCGAUGGAGUCCUCUACUACGCCCCUCUCCUCUUCCAACAAGCCGGCCUCGUCAGCGAGUCCUCCUCUUUCCUCGCCUCCGGCCUCUCCGGCGUCGUCAUCUUCGCAACCACCAUCCCCGCCAUCCUCCUCGCAGACCGCUGGUCGCGUCGCGCCUCCGUCAUCUACGGCGGGUUCGUCCUCACCGCCGUCAUGCUCGUCAUCGGCGCGCUGUACGCUGCAAACGCCGUGCACAGCGACCGCGGCGCCGCCCGCUGGGUCGUUGUCGUCUUCAUCUUCCUGUUUACCUUUGUGUACUCCGGCACGUGGGCCGUCACCAUCAGCAUCUACGCAAGCGAGGUGCAGCCGAUGAAGACACGCGCGGCGGCGAGUAGUCUGGGGAGGAGCGGGAAUUGGAUUGUCAAUUGGAUAGUGGCGUUUACGACGCCUAUCUUUUUGACGCGGUCGAGCUGCGGGGUUUACUUCUUGUUUGGGGGGUGCUGCUUUGUGACGAGCGUGGUGUGUUUUCUGUGGAUGCCUGAGACGAGGGGCCUGAGUUUGGAGGAGAUCGAUGACAUCUUUGACAAGGGGAAGAAGAGCAAGGCUAGCUCGAGGGUUAAUUCUGUAGUUAAUGUUGUGCUGGGGAGGGGGGAGAAGAGGUAG
Molecule: messenger RNA, 1521 nt
Organism: Didymosphaeria variabile
Lineage: Eukaryota; Fungi; Ascomycota; Dothideomycetes; Pleosporales; Didymosphaeriaceae
Exons: 2
Coding region: 1-1521 (506 amino acids)
Biological process (GO): transmembrane transport; carbohydrate transport
Cellular component (GO): membrane
Molecular function (GO): carbohydrate:proton symporter activity
Source: RefSeq, a predicted model, not a curated record